This is a messenger RNA of Kluyveromyces marxianus DMKU3-1042, 342 nucleotides long. It is a transcript of the gene TOA2, whose product is annotated as transcription initiation factor IIA subunit gamma. The transcript has a single exon. Gene Ontology annotation, biological process: transcription initiation at RNA polymerase II promoter; RNA polymerase II preinitiation complex assembly. NCBI's taxonomy places the organism in Eukaryota, Fungi, Ascomycota, Saccharomycetes, Saccharomycetales, Saccharomycetaceae. The record is from RefSeq and is a predicted model, not a curated record. Bases 1 to 342 code for a protein of 113 amino acids. Gene Ontology annotation, cellular component: transcription factor TFIIA complex. Gene Ontology annotation, molecular function: RNA polymerase II general transcription initiation factor activity; TBP-class protein binding.
AUGAGCACUACUGGUUACUAUGAAUUGUACCGGAGGAGCACGCUAGGGGCGACAUUGAUGGAUUCGUUGGAUACAUUGAUUAGCGAUGGGCGGAUAGAAGCGUCGCUUGCAAUGACAAUAUUGGAAACGUUUGACCGAGUUGUUUCUGAUACAUUGCGGGACAAGACGUCGUCCAAACUGACCUUCAAGGGCCACCUCGAUACCUAUCGUUUCUGUGACGAUGUGUGGACGUUUAUCGUGAAGGACUGCCUGGUGAAGUUGGAUGGUCAGGACCAGGAGACGGAAUUGAAGUGCGAUAAAUUACACAUUGUGGCGUGCAAUUCGAAGAAGAAUGCUGAAUGA